UACGUGCAGAGAGAGGACUGCUAUUUGGCUUGUUCUGCCUCUGUCCCCUUUGGUGGACAGGCUGGUUUUGUGGCAGGUGUGCUGGACUUGUACCUCUGCUGGCCACUCGCGGGAGAGGGUCAGCAAAGCUCCUAAGACACUCAGCAAUCAUGAAUCCCAACGAUCCCUCUAGUGGGUUCCGGCACGGCAAAGUGUUAAUGUUCAUCAAUGAGCAAAUGUCCAAGCACACAAAAGGCCCCGAGUUCUACUUUGAGAACCUGGCCCUGUCCUGGGAGGAGGUGGAAGAAAAGCUCAGAAUCCUCCUGGAGGAUGGCGAGAUGCCUAGCCAGGCUCGGGAAGCCUGUGCCUGGGGCAGCCUGGCCUUGGGUGUUCGCUUUGCUUGGAGGCAAGGCCACUUGCAGGGGCGCAGAGUGCAAUGGCUUCACGACUUUGCCACCCUGCACAGGUCAGCGGCACAUGCCUUGGCAUCAGACCUGAAGAAGCUCACAGACCAGCGAGAGAUUGAACGCAAGGAGGCAGCCUUCCAACUUCAGCUGGCCCACACCAAACUGGCAGAGGUGCAGAGAGAGCGAGACCUGCUGAGACUGAAGCUACUACACGCGGAGCUGAGGGCCUUUCCAGUUGCAGAGAUGCCAGUCGUGACUAGAGCCCCUGCUACUGCUCAAGGAGCAAAGACAGAGACACCAAAUGCAGACAAGAAAGAAGAGGUGACAGCUAGUGAUAAAGCAGUUCGUGAACCAGAAAAGGAGAUGGAAGGGGCUACAGCCAUGGCUGCUUCUGGGGAGCUGGCAGGCACAGGAGAGCUGGAAGGAAUCACCCGGGAUCAUUUUGGAGCGGUGGAGUGGAAAAAUUAUCCCUUGGGCUUGAAGGAGGAGGGAGAAGAGGGGAAAAAGGGAGAGGACAGGGAAGGGGAAGACAAGUCUAUGGAAAUACCUACAUGUUCUGACUCUGAGCCCUUAGAUCUCAGCAGGUCCACAGGCUCCCCACAACCUGUCACAAUCCAACUCCCUGACUCAUUCACAUACUCAUAUGAAAGCCCCUUCCCAGUCACACCCACCCCAUCCCCGCCACUAAGCAUUGUCACAGAGCCUCAGAUGCCUCCCUAUUUCAUGGCCACUGAUAUGAAUAUGUCUGACACUGAGGGCCCGACAGUAUACCUCCAAGAACUCCCGAAAGAUAGUCAAGAUAGCCAGCUACAGAGAAAUAUGGCACUUCACAGGCCUGGGGAUUGGGAUUGCCCUUGGUGUAAAACUGUGAAUCUUUCAGAGAAGGAAAACUGCUUCCGCUGUGGGAAGCUAAGCUGGCUGCAAAGCCCUCAGUGAGUUCAGAAAUGUGAUACAGAGUAGAAAUUUCCCAUAGGGAAAUCAAUUUCCAGAGGUGGGAAAAGUAGAAUGGGAGGGGUUUCAUGGGAAUGGAGAGGGGAAAACGGGAUGAGUACAGAUGGUGUGGGAGGGAAAAGUUUUGAUUUCUUUUGUGUUCCAGAUAAUUAGCAUUCAACACCUCAGAACUGCUUCACCUUUGUGUUUGUGUGUGUUUAUGUAUAUGUGUGUAUACUAGAACAUUCUCAUAUCAAACCAUUUUUCUUUUAUAUCUUGAUUUUUGUUUCUAUAAAAACAAACAAACAAACAAAAAAACAAAAACAAGGUCUCAUCUAGCCCAGACUGGCCUCAAACUUACUAUGUAGCCAAGGAUGACUGACUCCACUUCUUAAGUGUUGAGAUUAUAAGUGUGUAUUACCAUGCCUGGCUCAGAAAUGUAGUUUCAAAACAGCGCACCAUUAAAGAACAUAAUGGAAUUAGCAGGGGAAUUGAAGAAGCGGAGAGCACGCAGUGAGGAUUCCUUUAUCCCAAGUCUCCAGGAAUGAACUGGGUAGGAUGCCUAUGUUCUGAGGGAAUUCUAUUACCAGAAACAGGUCAAGCCUCAGCUAGUUGUUCCCAGGGAUGAACUGGAUAGGAGGCUCACAUUCUGAGAGAGAAAUAAUACAAGAAAUAAAGCCAUCAAAUGAAGCUGGAGAUGGGUUAACCUCGGAUUUAUGCGUGACUCAAAUUAACUUGGCAGAGAUUUGCCACCCCUAUGAGAAUUAUGAAAGAGUAUGGAGGAUGCCAGCACCAGAUGCAAGCAAGGAAUUCUGUGAUUGUACAGCCUUUUACCAGAACUCUUCCCUAGUUCUCAGUGGGCAGAACCAUGGACAGAUCUGAACAGGAAACUCCACUGCUCCAAGUCCUCAGGUAGAAGAAGGACUGUACCUGGACCAGACUGAGACACAACUGGAAGAAUCCUGACCAACCUGGAGAACAAGAACCCUUUGUGGUAUGGUUGUCUGCUGUUGGUGACGGUAUAGUUAUCUUCAGGAUUGGAGGCCAGAACUCCAGUCUGCAAUUUUUUGAACAUCCUUUGGGCUUGUUCAGCUCCCUCUACUGCAGGGUUUCCUAAUCUCAUUGCACUUGACAUCUGGUUUUGAACAGUUCUUUGCUGUGGGGUAAGAGUUCCUGUGCAUUGUAAGGAGUUCAGCAGAUUCCUAGCCUCUACCCACAGUAUGUCUCUGUGACCCACUCCCUACCCCUUCAGUUUUGACAACCAAAACUGCCUCUACAUAGUGCUGCAUGUCCACUGGAGGGCAAAAAAACAACCUGAGUUGGCAACCUGUCAGGCAGUGAAAUGCUUAGCCUGGGAACAGGUAAAGAAUCAAAAGACAAGGAUACAGAGGCUGAAGCUGACUGAAAAAUGUCCACUGGGUCUGGUGUUUACUUUGGAUCGUCAAGAAAAUUCAGGGUGGUGUGAAACUAAAGUGCCAGGAUUGAGGAGUGAGGGGAACUUCUACACCAAUAAUUUCCAACCUUCCUAAUGCUGCAACCCUUUAAUACAGUUCCUCAUGUUGUACUGACCCCCAACCAUAACAUUACUUUCAUUGCUACUUCCUAACUGUAAUUUUGCUACUCUUAUGAGUCGUAAUGUAAAUAUUUGUGUUUUCCAAUAGUCUUAGGUUACCCCUGGGAAAGGGUUGUUUGACCUCUACCCCUAAAGGGGCCGAAACCCCCAGUUUGAGAGCCAAUUCUGUCCAAGGACUCUAGGCUAUGAAAGGAAGAAGUCAAGUGAGAUACAAGGUUAAGAGAGGGCUAUUCUGUCACUUAGUACAUGCUUGGGAAAAGGUAUCUGGGUGAGAUAUCUGAUAAGCAUGUCAACUCUAAUAAGGGCAGUACUUUUGCAGAGAUUUCCUGAAGUAAAACAAUCCAUCCUGCAGGAAAGCUCCUUAAGACUGAGAUGUUCUAAAGAAAGACACAUUAGUAGAAACGUGGGUCGUUAAGGCAGUAACAGAGAAAGCUUUAAACCCAAGAAGAGAAAAAAUGAUCUUGUGUACUGGAUAGCUGUGUGGGAGGUGUAGCCAAUGGUAUUAAAAGAAAAACAGUACUAUGAAAGGGAUCAUUUUGUUUUGUGUAAAAUAAAAAACUUAAGGUUCUUAGGUAUAUAUACGUGUGUUAUAUAGAAAUAUGUUACGAACUUUUCAUUUUGUAUCCAGAAAACUUACAUUUCAAUAUUAAUUGAAAUGGUGUGGAAAGACAUUCAGCAAACAAGGUUAUCAGCAGGGAACAGAAGGCAGUGUGGUAUGGGAUAUAAGAGGACAGGGAAGUUUGAGUAAAAGGAUUUUCUUUCUUUAUGUACCUAUGUUUUGAAAGUAGUAAGAUGUUCACAAAAAUAAAGAAAAUUA
Peromyscus maniculatus bairdii (prairie deer mouse) is the source of this 3706-nucleotide messenger RNA. RefSeq names its product testis expressed 13B (gene Tex13b). The record is from RefSeq and is a predicted model, not a curated record. Lineage: Eukaryota; Metazoa; Chordata; Mammalia; Rodentia; Cricetidae. Gene Ontology annotation, molecular function: mRNA binding.